AUGACUUCGCUCUACGGCGAGGGCCUCAUCCAGCCUGAACUCAUCUACUACGACAAUAUUGUACCGACAAAUAAUGAAAUAAAUGUCCUUAAGCAACGCCUGGCUUUACUGCAAUCUUCGGACCCAUACAAUGUCGUAGAAAUGGCGAUCAAGAUUGCGGCCGAGCAAUACAAGGCUGAAGACGCGAUAAAAGCGCGCGAUGCGGCCGUUCAACGCCUGACGGAUGCAUAUAUCUCGAUAGAACAGAAGCUAGAGAUCAUUGGACGUUUGGAGAACCAGCAUCAAACCUUCGACAUGCUGAUGAAAUCUUCUUGCAAGUCACUAAAGGAGUCUGCAGGAGUAUCGUCAUCGCUAUUGGAAGCGGACAAGCUGCCAACUGAAACCGCUGAAUUGGAGGGCUUGGUGGAUGAUUUGCGGAAGGAAAUUAAGCUAUUGAAGGAAACUACUGCUGCGGUGGAAUGCGAUUCUCCCCAGGCCCUCAAUGGUUCGGCAAUGAAAUCUCAAUUCACCGCUCCUGCACUUUCCCGCACGUCUUCAGACCUCUCCGUUAUGUCUUUUGCUGCAGCCGCUUGCCCUGCCAAGACCGUACUGGAACUCCAAGAGAACGAUCUUGAUCUUACGAUUGUCAGCUCCGCUCUCUCGGAAGAAGCCGAGGACAUCAUCAACGCAAGGAACAAACUCUUGGCUGCUCUACCAGUCCCAGAGGAAGCUCCUGACGAUGCUCUCAAGCCUAUCAUUAUUCCAACACCAUACGUGAACUUGUAUGAAUUCCUUGCUUCUGUUUCCGGUCCUCUCCGCGCCUCUCUCUCUAACUAUGGCGUCUUACAUCAACUUACCACGUCUUGGUGUCCUCAACGUGAAGAACAUGGAUAUUACCUUACCCCAGUCUUCAAAUGUAACACUAACCCUCGUGUCACGACCGCGCAUCGAUGGGCUGCCACCGACGUUAUGUCGAAGAUUUGUAAACCGGCUGAAUGUUUUUACAAUAAGGACGGCGUAUGGUAUUACGCGGGCGUGUACAAAGCCUUCAGACUUAACGACCUCACUGUAAUGGAAUGGGAAGCAUUAUCUAGCGAGACAACACAAGCCAUCGUCAAAGAAACUAUCGAAGGCCGCAAGAACACCUCUGCUCAAAACAUAUACGAAGUAACCCAGCUCUACGCCGCCGGCGCUCUCAAAGUCGCUGUAAUCGCUCUCCAAUGUGUCGGGUUCAACCAGUCGAUGUAUCAUCUUCUCCUUGAACAUGCAAGCAAUUGUACUUCAAGCGCUGGGAAUGUGGGGACUACUCCUGAAACAAGGAAUAAUUCAAGUUCGACGUCGCCGUCUGUCAGUCUACAGACCUCGAUACAGUCAACGAUCACGAAGAACUUGUCAAGCGGGGCUUCUGUACUUGGAAAUGUAAACGCAAGCGCGGGCAAGAACGGAACGAACGCCAACCGUAGUCGUAAUUCGGCAUAUAGUCUAGGACUGGGCCUCGGACUAGGGACUGGAAACAUUUGGAACACGAAUCUCGGGGUCGGCCUGGCAGUUGGAAGUACUACUCGUCCUGCUGGAAAAGGUCUAGGAAAGGGCGGAGGCAAAAGCUCGAAUUCAAGUUCUAUCUCGCAGUUCAUCAAGGCGAGUCCUUCGGCCAGAAAAACUCACGGAAACACUGGAGAUGAGAAUGAUAAACCAUCUGGGAUUUUGGCUGAGAUGCAAACACAGAUAAAAAUGUAG
Molecule: messenger RNA, 1716 nt
Organism: Lentinula edodes (shiitake mushroom)
Lineage: Eukaryota; Fungi; Basidiomycota; Agaricomycetes; Agaricales; Omphalotaceae
Exons: 8
Coding region: 1-1716 (571 amino acids)
Source: RefSeq, a predicted model, not a curated record